Aspergillus nidulans FGSC A4 is the source of this 438-nucleotide messenger RNA. RefSeq lists its product as uncharacterized. Bases 23 to 322 code for a protein of 99 amino acids. Lineage: Eukaryota; Fungi; Ascomycota; Eurotiomycetes; Eurotiales; Aspergillaceae. The record is from RefSeq and is a predicted model, not a curated record. The transcript has a single exon.
UAUCAUAAACCGCACAACAAUAAUGCAGAAGUAUCUUACAAGACCAAGAAAAUUACCACGGCAGUACCAACGCGCCUCCCAAGGCCAUAGCUACCAUCCAGAUCCCAACCACCGAGCCAACACCCUCCCACACAGAAUUCCCGUUCCUCCCGAUCAGGCUGUUGGCAGCAUUGGUCGCCGUCUCGCUAGCCUCAGCCUCAGCCUUGGCUUUGGCCGCCGCCGUCUCCUUUGCCGCAUUCUCAAGAUCACUCUCAUGAUACAAGAGAGUGACAACCGGCAUUAUAUACAUCGCCGUCAUCGACUCCUUUUCCUCGCCGUCUAGGUUUGUCGUGUACGUGCGGACAGUUGUCUCAGUUGCAGUGGGGACAUCGUAGGUGCCGACGCGGGUGAUCACAUCAGUCUCGCUUCCCUCGUCGUCGCUGUAUGUGUAUGUCAUCG